Messenger RNA from Durio zibethinus, 2689 nucleotides. Its product is annotated as putative beta-1,4-xylosyltransferase IRX9H. Gene Ontology annotation, biological process: plant-type secondary cell wall biogenesis; glucuronoxylan biosynthetic process. Gene Ontology annotation, molecular function: xylosyltransferase activity; galactosylgalactosylxylosylprotein 3-beta-glucuronosyltransferase activity. Gene Ontology annotation, cellular component: Golgi membrane. The record is from RefSeq and is a predicted model, not a curated record. Lineage: Eukaryota; Viridiplantae; Streptophyta; Magnoliopsida; Malvales; Malvaceae.
AUCAUACCACUGGUUACCUAAAAAUAUCCACACUAAAAACAAACAUUUAUUGUGUCGUGUCCGAAUCUUUGUGAUUGGGAGCAAAGGCCGUGUUGUCUGAACUGUUUUUAAUUGUUUCUCUCUCUCCCUGUCUUUUCUGCGGGCUCUCAACUCUCGAGGACCGAGGCCAUUACAAAGAUUCCUUGAAUACCUUUUCUUUAAGCUCUUAUUUGACCUUUCAAUCUGACCUUUGGUUAAGCCAAAGGAAGAUCUGCAAAUGUUGAUGCUUUUUUUUUUCUUUGCAAAGGAUUGAACAGAAGCUCCGAGAUGCUGCUGGUUCUCUCUUCUACGUGAUUUUUGGGAAAGAAGAUCGAAGACCCAUUUUCCAUUGGAAGGUAAAUUGGUUGCUCGUUUCGUUACAUUUUGGUUUGGAAUUUCAUUGUUUUAUGGUCAAGAGUGGUGCCUUUUUGCUUGUUUUGUUAAAAUGGAGCAUUUGGGUACAUUCUGUUGGAUUUGAAAUUACUGAUAAUUGCUUAGACAGUUCAUUGGAGAUCAAGAAGUUUGCUUUGGCUUUGGUAGAUUUACCAGCAUUUUUAAGAUGAGAGGGAAAGUUGUACUUUUGAAAUUGAAUUCAGAUAGUUGAAUAGAUCUGGUACGAUUGAUUUAAUAUUUAUUGGUUAAUAUGGGCACUAGAUUGUUGCAGAAGAGAUAAAUUAAGGAAUAUGCAAUGAAGCAAGGAGCACAUAUUGCAUAUUGGUUGCUUAUGUUUAAAACGAGCUUGUGAUAAAUUUGGCUGCUCUCUUGCGGUGAUUCUUUAUUGAUUAAGAGGUACAACAGAUUAGUUUUAUGGCAUCAAUUAGAAGAACACUAUCCCCAGUGCCUCGACAGGGGACACUAGUUACUGGAGAGCCUGAACGUUCAGUUCCUUCUCCUUUGGCCAAGUCAUCAUCAUGUACUCAGAGCUACCCAUCGACUGGUGGAUUGCUAACUUCUCUUUUUGGUUUAUCGGAUUCUCAUGCUUUGGUGUUUGGUGUCUUUUCGCCAAGAUCCUCUAGGCCUCUUGACAGGUCAAAACAAAAAGGACAAGUUUGGAGGAGGGCUCUUUUUCAUUUCUUCAUUUGUUUCAUAGUUGGUUUUUUUAUUGGAUUGACACCAUUCAUUUCCGUGGACUUUUCUUAUAUGAAUCCCAUUGCAAAGCACCAGGCAUUCUCUUUUGAGUUAGUAUCAACCGUUCGUGACAGUUCAGAAAGAAAUGUAACAUCAAUGAGAGAUAUCACUGGUGUUGAAAAUAAUGUCACAUUGGAUGCACAGGCACUGGUGCAGAGACAGGAAAGGAUAGAAGGGAAUUUAGAUAAUGCACUGACUAAUCGAUCACUAACUCAAGAUAUAGAUCUGGAUUCUUUUAAGCUUUUGAUAGUUGUAACUUCAACUUAUGCCCGACCACUUCAAGCCUAUUAUCUAAAUCGUUUAGCAUACACACUAAAGCUGGUCCAACCUCCUCUAUUGUGGAUAGUUGUGGACAUGACCUCGCAGUCUGAGGAAACAGCUGACAUCCUAAGAAGGAGCAGUCUUAUGUAUAGGCAUCUUGUUUGCAAGAAAAAUCUGACUGAUGUAAAAGACAGAAAUGUCCACCAAAGAAAUGUGGCAUUAUCUCACAUUGAAACUCAUCAUCUUGACGGAAUUGUCUACUUUGCCAAUGAGGAUAACAUCUACUCGAUUGAUCUCUUUGAGCAAAUGAGGCAUAUUAGGCAGUUUGGGACAUGGACUGUGGCCAAACAAACAUGGGACAAAAGUAGAACUCUAUUGGAGGGCCCUGUUUGUAAUGGAACUCUAGUCAUUGGAUGGCACCUAAAUGGAUUAAGUAGGAGAUUCCGAAGAUUCCAUGCUGAAAUAUCAGGGUUUGCCUUCAACAGUACCAUACUCUGGGAUCCAAAGCGAUGGCACCGACCCACACUUGAACAGAUUAGACAGCUUGACACAGUCAAAGAUGGCUUCCAAGCAAGCUCGUUUAUUGAACAAGUUGUGGAAGAUGAAAGCCAGAUGGAAGGCUUGCUGCAAGACUGCUCAAGAAUCAUGGUUUGGGAGCUUAAUGUUGAAUCAUCUACUUCCUUCUACCCCCAAAAAUGGUUGAUGAAGAAUAAUUUAGACGUUAUCGCUCCACUUGCUUGAAAUUCUGGAUGUGAAAGGACUUCAUUCUGAUUGUCAAGGUGACUGAAAGGUGGCCAAGAGCUGCAUUUCAUUGUCAGCAAAGGUGAUUCAUAAUUAGGCUGAGUGGCCAAGCAUAGGGAUAUUUGAUGCUGAAAUGGCAGGGUAUUUUGCAGACAAGUGUAAACAUAACUUUUGUACGGUAUAUUAUUUUUCAAUUUCUGCGUUGCCUGCGCAUUUUGGUCGAGAGAAAUUCCACGCAUUUUGGUCAAGAGAAAUUCCAUGAUACUAGUUAGGAAAGGACGGUCAUAUUAAAAGCAUCCUUGCGUGACACAGACUUGUAAUGUUACUUUGGCUCUCAUUCUGGUUUAGCUAUUCUUUCGAGCAAAACCGAAAGCAAUUUUGAUUAUUUACCUGUUACCUCUAGCUCUGCCUUUUUGAUACAUUUUUAUCUUGCAUAUAUCUUAUUCAUUUGUGAUGCAGCUUUGAGUUCAGCAGGAAACGUUGUUUCAAAGAAGUAGAGAGGAGGCCACUAAAUUAAUCUAAACCGCUGAGAACAAGAUGG